This is a messenger RNA of Cherax quadricarinatus, 3593 nucleotides long. Its product is annotated as glutamine synthetase. Gene Ontology annotation, cellular component: cytoplasm. Gene Ontology annotation, molecular function: glutamine synthetase activity. Lineage: Eukaryota; Metazoa; Arthropoda; Malacostraca; Decapoda; Parastacidae. The record is from RefSeq and is a predicted model, not a curated record.
UGGGUUCGUCCUUCGCUCUCCCGUCCAAUAGUCUCCGGCGCCACCCACUCCCCACAACACGACCACCUACAAAAGAGAACACACGGCCUGACCACGAUUCAGUCGUGACCAAAUUUUUGUGAGAGACGGGACCAGGUUAUGGACACACUCAGAUACUCUUAUCAUCAAGAUGUAUCACCACCAAGGAAUGAACAAGACGGUGCUAGACCGGUACAUGAAGCUGACCAUCCCCGAUGAGAAGUGUCAGGCUAUGUAUGUCUGGGUAGAUGGAACUGGCGAGAACCUCCGUUCCAAGACUCGGACACUUAAUUUUGUGCCCAAAGAUCCCAAUGAGUUACCAAUCUGGAACUUCGAUGGGUCAUCGACUGGCCAGGCCGAAGGCAGCAACAGCGACGUGUAUCUGUAUCCAGUAGCUAUUUACCGGGACCCCUUCAGGCUGGGACGCAACAAGUUGGUGUUGUGUGAGACAUAUAAAUACAACAAGAAACCAACUGAUACAAACCAGCGCUGGAAGUGCCUGGAGGUCAUGAAACAGGCUGCUGACCAACACCCUUGGUUCGGCAUGGAGCAGGAGUACACUCUUCUAGAUGUCGACAAACAUCCGUUAGGUUGGCCCAAGAAUGGCUACCCGGGACCUCAGGGUCCCUAUUAUUGUGGCGUAGGAACCAAUAAGGUCUACGGUAGGGACGUGGUCGAGGCUCAUUACAGAGCGUGCCUCUAUACAGGUAUCAACAUCUCUGGAGAGAACGCAGAAGUAAUGCCAGCACAGUGGGAGUUCCAGGUGGGUCCUUGUGAAGGCAUCACUAUGGGCGACGACCUCUGGAUGGCCAGAUACCUCCUUCACCGCGUCGCUGAAGAUUUCAACGUUGUGGUAUCCCUAGACCCCAAGCCCAUCCCUGGCGACUGGAACGGCGCUGGAAUGCACACGAACUUCUCCACUGAAGCCAUGCGUCAACCAGAUGGCAUCUUGGAAAUCGAGAGUGCUAUUGAUAAGAUGGCCAAGGUUCACGAUAAGCACAUCCAGGCCUACGACCCCCAUGGGGGCAAGGACAACGAGAGACGUCUGACAGGCCGUCACGAGACCUCCUCCAUCCACGACUUCUCUGCAGGAGUGGCCAACAGAGGCGCCUCCAUACGCAUUCCUCGGGGCGUGGCGGAAGAGAGGACCGGAUACCUAGAAGACCGUAGACCGUCUUCCAACGCUGACCCUUAUGUCGUCUCCGAAAGAUUAGUUCGUACUAUUUGUCUCGAUGAAGAAUAAGAGCAAUUUACUGGCAUAUCGUCCCUUACCAUCGUUGUGUCACACGAGUUUCUGCUGGUCGUCUCUACCCCUGACGAGGAGGUGACGAUUCCUGAAACCAUCUAUAGGUGCAGUUUAAUGUGCUGGGAGUUCAGAUCUGUUAUUGCUUAAGCCAAUAAAUGCACUGUAGCUGUGCUCAGAAACCAGAUCUACCCUAUGAUGAUACACGGAUUCACAGGGGAAUAAUGUAUAAAAAAAUAUUUUAGCUAAGCUACUAGUGUCUUAUGUAGCAAAAAAUAUUAAUGUCUAAACUUCCCACAAGGGAAUAAUGUAUAAAAAAUAUUUUAGCUAAGCUACUAGUGCCUUAUGUAGCAAAAAAAUAUUAAUAUCUAAACUUCCAUGUUGAAAUAAAAGACUUAGCGAUUUGUUACACGUUAAACAUUAAUAAUACAUAAAUAUUUUAUAUACAAAUAUUUUAUACAUUACUUAAAUUAUAUUUAUUUUGUGACGAUUUAUAUAAAGAAUUUUAAAUUUGUGUCGAUAAUAGUACAUUUUGAUUGUACCUUAGGGGAAGAGUGCACAUGAUCCUAUAUGAAAACAUGAUAUAUUUUUAGAUACUUACACAUCCUAAAUGCACACUUGGUCCUGUAUACUAGCAAAGUUCUCACGCUUAUCUGGGGCAACUAUAAGAAAGCUGUCUUCUUUGACACCGGAGAGAAGUCUAGGCGUUAUAGUUACCUGCAUGGAUAAGAACACAUGAUGACAAUCAUGACUGACACUGAGGCAUCAGAGAUGACUGCUAAGGGUGACAAUAAGACAUCAAAGAUAACAAACAAGUGGGUCAUUACAUAUCAAAAUCUCAGGCAAGGGAGACACUAAACAUCAAAGAUGACAGCCAAAGUAGAUGCUAAAUACCGAGUUUUAUAGCAAAGGGAACACUAAAUAUUCACGAUAACAACCAAGUGGGACAUUAACAAAAAAUAAAUAUAUAAUUAUCGCACGUCACCAUGGUAAUAUAAGUGUAAGUUGUAUGUUAGGUUUACACUGGUUUAUAUGUGACCUGUAAUGUGAAUUAAGGUGUAAACGAACCUUUUUUGUGUGAUUCUGUGUGACUAUGUGAUGUUUAUACUGUGUUUUAAUAGUAUGCAUAUGUGACUUAAUAUAUUUUUUAAAUGGGACUCAGUGUGAUGUCUAUGAGACAAUGAUGUUUAUAUGUAACGUUGUGAUGUCAGUAUGUGACAAUGUGAAGUCUGUCUAAGUGGUCUAAUGUGAUGUCUACAUGUGACUUAAGGUGAUAUCUGGGUCGAACUUUAUAGCCAGAACCUGUGGCCUUAAACUGAUUUACAGUACAUCAUCGCUAAAAUCAACCUGAACCUAACGAAAUUAUGUAAUAUUUCGUUGAUUUAUAUAAUACUAAUUAAUGUUAGGCAGAUCAUAGAUAUAUUAGGAUUAUUUGUACUACAUGUAAAUUUUUAACAAAACUAGAUAAGUUAGUUUUGGGGCAAAAUAUAUAAAAAAAAAUAUCCUUACCAUGUUAGUUUACGUAAAUGUAUUUAUCAAGACAAGUUUUUUAUUUAACAAAAAUCACAAGUUUAUGCGUCCUGUGAUGUACAUGUCGUACUUUAUAUACAAUGAUCAAAAAAGGGUAUAGACAUCGAGAGGUGUUUAUCCCUCAGUAUACAUCCACUAAGAGUUUACCUUAAUCCCAAUUAUAAAGUUUAAAAUAUUCUCCAUUGUUAGUGUACAGGUCACAUGCAAACUUGAUGACCUUCGUGUAGUUGAUAGCCUUCUAACUCAGCGGACCAUCCAACCUUCCAGACAAGAAAGGUUACACAUACAUAUACGUAUACAAUCCCAGUAUCUAUCAACAAGUCCCUUUGACAGCCGACACCCAAUUAUCAUUAUAUGCAUGAUGUACAUGUAUAUAAUGUUUCUGAUGAAUAUGAUGGGAUGUAUGUCGUUAUGACAGUGUUGUAGAGCGUAAGUUGGAUGUGUACAUGCACGAGUAGUUCUAGAUAUGUACAAAUGUAUUUUUUGUUUGAUGUGUGCUCAGAUUCAAAGCACAUUACAGGAGUACUAUUUUGAAUGUACUUGGUUAGCGUUUUGUAUGUAAUCAGAAAACAGUAAUCAUGCUAAUAUUGUUUUCCAUGUAUACUUGUGUAAUACGAGUACUGUAUAGUAUGAUAUAUGAAGGUUACUUAAUUUUGUGUGAGACAUGUAUGUAACAUAUUAAUGCUGUAUGAUCCUAGUGAUUGUGGUGGUUAAUACAUUGUAUGAUCGUGUGAUACUAGUGAUUGUAAUGGUUUUAAAACGUUACCAUACACUUGUUUUUUAAUAAAAAUCAUUUGCAUCA